Molecule: messenger RNA, 4926 nt
Organism: Procambarus clarkii (red swamp crayfish)
Lineage: Eukaryota; Metazoa; Arthropoda; Malacostraca; Decapoda; Cambaridae
Product: serine/threonine-protein kinase pim-1
Biological process (GO): protein autophosphorylation
Cellular component (GO): cytoplasm
Molecular function (GO): ATP binding; protein serine/threonine kinase activity
Source: RefSeq, a predicted model, not a curated record
UCAUUAAGGUCCGCAAAGAAUAAGAGCAUAUAUAAUUUAUAAGACAAUCAGUUCUGCUUGAGAAUAAUAACCGCGUAACAUUUCAUCAAAACACAAGCCUUGUUGGCAUAGCGCGCCUGAAUGUAUUGAAUUCUUGCGAGUGACGUCAGGCCAACCGUGGGAUACACACGAUCCCCAGACGUAAAUAUUACGCUUACGAAGAGGAAGAAACUAGUCCCAUGUCUGGUACCCGGUAAUGCAAAGGCGUGCAAUUGACCUUGCAAGCCAACUUGACCAACCAGUACCCUAGCACCUCGCACCUUAUUUUGCAACCCCCAUUUGAAAAGGAAUUUGAAGUUUGUGAGGUUUGAGUACGGGUGUAGGGGUGGUAGUGGCGGAGGGAUACCUUGUAUAAGAGCCAAGUAGACACGACCGCGCGACCAACACAUAUAUUCAUCAGUUACACUCUGGCGCUCGUGGCGUGCGGACCUGCGGGUGAGAAUCGCUCUCUCUGGGACCCCAGUUGCUCUUCGCGGCGCUUCGAUGUACACCUCUGCAGAGUGAAUGAGUCUCUUGGAAUAUGGUGGAUGUUCUUGUGUCUCCCAAGAUUUCCCAUAUAGCAAGCAUGGCACCGCAGUCUAGCAGUGUUGCUCCAGUGUUUUGUGAGAAAACGGCCACUACCACUUGCAAAAUGUGCUCAAAGUGUGGACCAAAUAAUACUACUACGGCCACCAGUAAACCUAUCGUGCCUACAACUACCACCACUACCACUACUACCACCACCCCGACCUCCAACACCCCCCGAGCCACAACCCCGCUCUCCUCCAGAGGGAGCGGCCGGCCCCUGGACGAGACGUACCGUGUCGGCACUGUGCUUGGCAAAGGUGGCUUCGGUACUGUGUAUUCUGGUUGGAGAGUUCGAGACGGUGCCCCCGUAGCGAUCAAGCAGGUCUCGAGGGCCAAGAUCACAGCUUGGGAUAUGGUGGGAGGUCGGCGUGCCCCGAGAGAGGUGGCCCUGCUGUUGAGGGUGACCCACGUACCCAAUGUAGUGAAGCUCCUGGACUGGAUAGAGCGUGACGACUCCUUUCUACUGGUGUUUGAGCGACCGGAGCCUUGCAAGGACCUCUUCGAUUACAUCACAGAGCGCAAGGUUGUGUCGGAGAUCGAGGCGCGCUCCCUAUUCAAGCAGGUGGUGGAUAUUGUACGUGAUUGCCACGCUGCGGGCGUCAUCCAUCGCGACAUAAAGGACGAGAACCUGCUCGUGACCUACGAUUCCAAGGGCCGGCCUGUGCUGAAGCUCAUAGACUUCGGCUCCGGCGCUCUUCUGUCUGAUAAGAGCUACACCGACUUCGAUGGGACGCGGGUGUAUUCUCCACCCGAGUGGAUCAGGCAUAACCAGUAUGAAGGAGUGCCAGCCACAGUCUGGUCGCUUGGUAUCCUCCUCUAUGAUCUUGUCUGCGGCGACAUUCCCUUCGAGCACGACGAGCAGAUUGUGGCGGCGCGGGUACAGUUUCGGACGACAGUUGGCGAGGACUGCCAACACCUUGUGCGAUGGUGUUUGCGGGUGCGGCCCACUGAACGGCCCUCCCUCGACAGUAUCCUGCAGCAUCCAUGGCUUGUCAAUCCUCAGGCCACUAGGAUUCGUCAUCCCGACCAAUCUUCUCUCGACAAGUGUUCCACCUCGUCUCAAGAGUCGCUUUGAUGGCGGCCCCCUCUAGCGGUGCUGUAACUUGCACCCAGCCUCGCCUUUAGCACGGCUCUCACGCCAUCUCCUUUCCCAGCGAUAGGAUGCCGCCCACAUUGUGGCCUCGCACACCUGAUCUGCGGGCAGCAUCCUUCACCUGGGCAUGUGGGUAUUGCCACAUAUCAUCCCUCAUACCAAAGCUGGGGCUUAAGAAGCCCACCUCUCACUGUGGGGAUGUAAAUUGUGGUGGUGCCUGUGUACAGUUCCCCCCUUGCUGGCACCCUGGCGGUGCGUUGUCCCUGGCCGGGGGUACUGAGGAUCUCCGGCCGUAUUUAUGGUGCAGCCCAGCCCGAAUCGGCCCACCCUGGGGUCGCACAACUAUUUAUUGCCUGCAACCUCGCCCGGGGGCUUCGUGCCCCUGAACCACCUACCGCUGCGCCCCCCUCCCCCCCUAUCCCGCUCCUCCUCGACGCUGCUGCUGCUGCUGGUGACGCCGUGGGGUGGGUUGUGCAGCGGUGGAGCAGCAGUCAAGUUGUGGGUGUGGUCCCUGCCGCCCCACACGCCCAACACUCUCACUCGCAAUGCCAAACAAUGCAGUCUCGGCUAUCUUCUGAAUGAGUUUUCAGGCUUGUAAACCAAAGGUUAUGUUACGAGUCUAGACUUGUAAAAAUGUAAAGGACUUAAUUUAUUUUGGUGCUUGACUAUAUGCGCGUGUAAAAAGUGUACAUAUUGAUCUCCCCUUGUACAGAACUGAUCAUAAGCCAUUGCUCAAGUGUGUAAGUUCUGUAUGAUAUCAAAAGUCAUAAGUCUGACAAAAGUAAAUGUUUGUAGUACUAUUUGCUUGGACCUGUGAACCCUUCGUCGGCUCCCCCCCCCCCCCUCACAACAAACAGCAUAUUCCAAAGAUGUUGCUAAAUUGAUGCUCGGUUGUGGAGAAGCUCCUUGUGCCUAGUUCCCGUCUUCAACGGGGAAGUUAUAAAUUAGCCUUUAAUAGGCUAAUAACUUGUUUGAGAAUUAUUAUUUAAAUCAUUUUAAUUGUGCCAUCAGAACUGACUUAUUAUUAUUUAUUUUUUUUAUAAAGUCUUGUAUAAGUAUUUGAUGAUUAAUUUUGUUUGAAACUUCCGUCUUGAAGACCAGACUGUGGCAUCUUGGGGAAAGGUAUACGCCGAUUUUGUACAUUUUACUUCCAUAUUUUGGUUGCUAAUUAUUUUCAGAUUCAAACUAUAAAAGAAUUGUUAUAUCUAGAGGACAUUUAUUGAUUUUUUUUGUUAAUUAUAGAAUUGGAUAUAAGAUGUGGCCAUAUGCAUGUUUUCUUCAGUUAUCUUGUUUAAACAUUCUAUAGUUUACCUUUCAACAAAUUUUAGAUUUUAAUGAACCAAAAUUAAAUUAAAUUAGAAUUUUCUCUCGAUACCGAACCAGCUUGGGAGAAAGGGGACAGAUGGAGGAAAAAUAGUCUAUGCAGUUUCCCCCCUCCCCGAGUAGGGCUUCUGUACAUCUGUUCUCUCUUAAGCUGCUCCUUAGGUUGGCACCCUCCAAACACACACCGAAACUACGACGUUGGUACAACGUUCGAACAAGUUUUAACACCACCUAUCCAGUUAUAACAACCAAUAUAGCAAGUUGUAACAACGUUCUAAUACGUCAUAAACACGUUAAGCCAAGAUGUAACAACUUUAUUACAAGUUGUAACAAGCGGAAAAUAGAGACAGUUUCGGUUUGUGUUUCCAGGGCAUGCACUACAGUAUGUCUUGGAAGUCGUAUUUGCUACACACAACAUCCCUAAUAAUUGUGUUGCUGUAGUUGGGACAAAUGGAAAUAUUUUUGUUGUACACUAAUAGAGAAAAUUCAGCUCUGGCGAAUUGGUAGUUUUUGUAAUGCCGUCUCCAACUUUUUGAAAAGCAUUAUUAUUUUCAGCAAAUUCUUUAGUCCAAUUUUGGUGUCCUACGAUGUAUUUGGAUUUUUCUGGGCGGUCUUAGAGGCCCAGGCAUUGAAUUAGAUGUUUAUUUAAGUCAAGUUUUGUAUGCAAAGUCCUAUGUCCUCGUGUCACCAGGUUUGUUGUGGCCAGUCUUGGAACGCAGUUGUACACCUGCUGUGUCCUUAUCCAUCCUCCGUUUUAGAGGGGCCUGUAUGAAGCUAUUUGCUUCUGCUCUUAAUUAAAUUUGUAUUAAAAAGUGCGUGUAUAUGCAUAUAUAUAAUAUAUGUAAUAUGUGCAGGUUAGAUUAGGUUACUUCAAUAUUUUGUUCUAAAUUGCUGACUAAAGAUGUCCAGCUGCGUGUCCAAGAUUUUACCUCUUUUAUGUUGCGUAUAUUUCACACACACAUACACAUGCUGUUGGCUUGGGGAAGAAAGGGGGACAUCUUAAAGGUUGAUAAUUUAAGGACUUGAGACUUUCUAUCCAGUCUGACCGCGAAGUCUGCUCUUUCUUCCAAGAGUCCAGCAGAGCAGAAUUGUCUUAAAUAUGUGGAGGUAGAGGUGAAGUAUUAAGGGCUUUUGCAAUAAGAAUUUUAUUGUUUUGUGUCAACUUGGUACAGCUUUGGAGACGUGGCAAAUGUUAUUUCAAUUGCCAAAAAAUAACAACUCGUUGAAAUAUGCAUGUGCUGUGUCCUUGAAGAAAAAGACAAAAUAUAUGUUGUACAUUGUAUAAAAAAAAAACAAAAAAAACCCAUUGAUCUGCAUUUCAUGCAAGAUUAAAUCUCAUACAUUCUGUUUUUUAACUUUGUUAAAAAAAAGUAACCUUUAUUUAUAUUUUUUUUAUAUAUAAAACAGACCGUAGGUAAGUUUACUCUGGCGGUGACAUUGUGAAUAAAUAUUGUAUCCAUGUGAGUUCUGUGACUUGAGUUCCGUCACAAACCCUGCCUUCUGAAGCAAUUUCCCAGGCCCUUAAGUACCAGUUCACCGUUUAAUUACUAAAAACCUGAAUAGUGGUUAAAGGGGGGGGGGAUAUAGAGUAAGUAAAGAUAAUAUUCUUUUUCUUUUAAUUAGGAACUUGCAAGAAACCAUUGAUGUUUUAAGAAUUUUUUCUAAAGAGGGGUUGUAAUUAUAUAAUAAUAUUGUAAACAAUUAUAACAAUUGAACACUUGUUAUAAUUGGAUUGUUUAAUGUGUUAGUGGUGAAGGCGCGGGUCGCAACAGGGUACUGAGGCCAGGUGGAGAGCUACAGGUGGCAGGGAGUGAGAGGAAGAGAGGCAUUAGGCGACAUAACUUUGUGUUUGGCAAGAAACCAUAGAGAAGUAUUUUUGUAAGUAAAUAAAGUGAAAGAAUUGA